Dipodomys ordii (Ord's kangaroo rat) is the source of this 2298-nucleotide messenger RNA. It is a transcript of the gene Man1a1, whose product is annotated as mannosidase, alpha, class 1A, member 1. The annotation marks the transcript as partial. The record is from RefSeq and is a predicted model, not a curated record. Gene Ontology annotation, biological process: N-glycan processing; carbohydrate metabolic process. Gene Ontology annotation, molecular function: calcium ion binding; mannosyl-oligosaccharide 1,2-alpha-mannosidase activity. Gene Ontology annotation, cellular component: endoplasmic reticulum; extracellular exosome; Golgi membrane. The transcript is spliced from 12 exons. Lineage: Eukaryota; Metazoa; Chordata; Mammalia; Rodentia; Heteromyidae.
CGCCUGACGGAGAAGUUCGUGCUGCUGCUGGUGUUCAGCGCCUUCAUCACGCUCUGCUUCGGGGCGAUCUUCUUCCUGCCCGACUCCUCCAAGCUGCUCAGCGGGGUCCUGUUCCACUCCAGCCCCGCCUUGCCGCCCGCCGCCGACCGCAAGCCCGGGCCCGGGGCGCGCGCCGAGGACGCCGAGGAGGGGCGAAUCUGGCACCGCGAGGAGGGCGCGCCCGCGGACCCCGUGCUCACCCUCCAGGACAACUUGGCCAGGAUCCGCGAAAACCACGAGCGGGCUCUCAGGGAAGCCAAGGAGACCCUACAGAAGCUGCCCGAGGAGAUCCAAAGAGACAUCCUGCUGGACAAGGAGAAGGUGGCACAGGACCAGGACCAGCAGCGUGACCGCGAGCAGUUCGGGGGGCUGCCGAACGUGGACUUCCAGCCCCCCAUCGGGGUGGAGAAUAGGGAACCCGCCGACGCCACGGUCUCUGAGAAGAGGGCAAAGAUCAAAGAGAUGAUGAAACAUGCUUGGAAUAAUUAUAAACGCUAUGCCUGGGGAUUAAAUGAACUGAAACCUAUAUCGAAAGAAGGCCAUUCAAGCAGUUUGUUUGGUAACAUCAAAGGAGCAACUAUAGUAGAUGCCUUGGAUACACUUUUCAUUAUGGGAAUGAAAGAUGAAUUUCAGGAAGCAAAAUCAUGGAUUGAAAAAAAUUUAGAUUUUAAUGUGAAUGCUGAAAUUUCUGUUUUUGAAGUGAAUAUACGCUUUGUUGGUGGACUGCUCUCAGCCUACUAUCUAUCUGGAGAAGAGAUAUUUCGAAAGAAAGCAGUGGAACUUGGGGUAAAAUUGCUACCUGCAUUUCAUACUCCCUCUGGAAUACCUUGGGCAUUGCUGAAUAUGAAAAGUGGUAUUGGGAGAAACUGGCCCUGGGCCUCUGGAGGCAGCAGUAUUUUGGCAGAGUUUGGAACCCUGCAUCUGGAGUUUAUGCACUUGAGCCACUUAUCAGGAAACCCCAUCUUUGCUGAAAAGGUAAUGAAUAUUAGAAAAGUAUUAAACAAACUGGAAAAACCAGAAGGCCUUUACCCUAACUAUCUGAACCCCAGUAGUGGACAGUGGGGUCAACAUCAUGUAUCAGUUGGAGGGCUUGGAGACAGCUUUUAUGAAUAUUUGCUCAAGGCCUGGCUAAUGUCUGACAAGACAGAUCUAGAAGCUAAGAAGAUGUAUUUUGAUGCUGUUCAGGCCAUUGAGACUCACUUGAUCCGCAAGUCAAGUGGGGGCCUGACAUACAUCGCAGAGUGGAAAGGAGGGCUCCUGGAGCACAAAAUGGGCCACCUGACCUGCUUUGCAGGAGGCAUGUUUGCACUGGGAGCAGACGGAGCUCCUGAAGCCUUGACCCAGCACUACCUUGAACUUGGGGCUGAAAUUGCCCGCACCUGUCAUGAAUCUUACAAUCGCACCUUUAUGAAACUGGGACCGGAAGCUUUCAGAUUUGAUGGUGGUGUUGAAGCCAUUGCUACCAGGCAAAACGAAAAAUAUUACAUCCUACGGCCAGAAGUUAUUGAGACUUACAUGUACAUGUGGCGUCUGACUCAUGAUCCGAAGUAUAGAAAAUGGGCUUGGGAAGCUGUGGAGGCCCUGGAAAGUCACUGCAAGGUGAACGGCGGCUACUCAGGCCUCAGGGAUGUUUACUUCAUUCAUGAGAAUUACGAUGAUGUCCAACAAAGUUUCUUCCUGGCAGAAACACUAAAAUAUUUGUACUUAAUAUUUUCUGAUGAUGAUCUUCUUCCACUGGAACAUUGGAUCUUCAACACUGAGGCACAUCUUCUCCCUAUACUCCGUGCAGACAAAAAGAAAGUUGAAGAGAAAUAAAAGACCUUUUUCUCAUUUCAUUCUGUUUCAUUCCUUCCAUUCCAUACCUUAAUCAUUAUUUUUUUCAGUGAUCAGCCAUAUGAUGAACUUUAUCCUAUGUCUGUGAUUAUUCUGAGUUCUAAAACUGUUUUGCAGUCUUUUAUGUUUAUUAUCAUAGGAAUCAAUUGGACCUACAUUCCUUAUUCCUUUUGUUAUUCAGCCAAUGAGUCCAUGGUUUUGUUUGUGUGUGUAUGUGUGUAUUUUUCUUUAAAUAAUCUCUUAUCUCUGGAAUUCAUGAAAGUAUGAUAUCACUUUCAUGAAACUGAGUAGUGGUAUGCCAAUGACCUCUUAAUUACAAUUUGAUUUGACUGCAAAAUUCUUUCCUCCUCUAUGAGGAGAUGAUGUCUGCUUUAAGCUGUAAUGUUUUGCCAUGUUGCAAAAAGCCAUAAUAAAUUAUUAAAACAG